AUGGAAACAAUUAGUGCCAUAAAAAGCUGUACAUACAGUGUGACAGAUGUCAAGUUCAGGAAGGGAGGAGUCUGUUUUCUGGAAAUUAUGACCUACGGCACAAAGUGUAAUGAGACUGCAACAGUAAUCAGAACGGUGACCCGGGAAACAGACAUGGACAAGAAACAAUCACAGCCGGAUGAGCAGAGGGAGGAAGGCCAAGAGAAAGAUCAGUGGAAGUCCUCAGCGCCUGUCAUCCAGACGAAGAAGAUACAAGGAGUAUCUGUCGUCACCGACGGACUCGAAUAA
Xyrichtys novacula (pearly razorfish) is the source of this 288-nucleotide messenger RNA. The record is from the annotation of a GenBank genome assembly. Lineage: Eukaryota; Metazoa; Chordata; Actinopteri; Labriformes; Labridae.